AUGUCUUUACUAGCUUUUCCUGAUGAAAUUCUUCUUGAUAUAUUUGAUUAUUUAUAUUUUUAUGAAAUAAUUUAUUCAUUCUAUGAAUUACAAAAAACUAAUAGUCGAAUACAUGACCUAAUCAAUAGUCGUCUUCGUUCAAUAAAUUUAUCCAAACUAGAUUUACGUUUUAUGACAAAAGCACAAUUUACUUUUAUAUGCCGUUAUUUAACAUCUAAUCAAAGUGUGCUUGAACGAAUUCAUGAUUUAACUUUAUCAAAUCAAUUUACGUAUGGUGAAAUACGUUUAUUUUCAAAUCAAAUAUCAUUUGAUCAAAUAAUUAAUUUAAAAAAAUUGCAUUUAAUUAAGCCAGCAGUAGAUGAAUAUCAGAUAUUAUUUCCAGAGGAAUCAUCUAAGUUAACUCAUUUAACAUUAGACAAUCCUCGAUGUGAUGAUGAUGAACGUAUUAUUCCUAUUGAUGAAAUGAAUGAAUUAAUUGAAUUAAAUAUUUUAUCAAACUAUCCAGUUCAAUUUCGUUCAGAAUAUUGUCGAGUCGAAAGGUUAACUGUUAGCCAAUUGAAUUUAAUUGAUUUAAUGGGUUUUUCCACUUUUUUCCCUAAUUUACAUUAUCUUGAUAUAACAUUAACUGGCACUGAGAUUGAGUUCGAUGAAAUACCUUUACCGUUAUUAACUGUAUUAAAAUUGCGUAGCUACGACGUAGAACAUUGGUUGUGUGAAAAGUUUUUGUCAAAUCUAUUACAACUAAGAGAAUUGUUCUAUUCAAAUAAUAUCCGUUGUACAAAGACAUUACUUGUUGAUGGUUAUCGAUGCCAAUCAUUUAUUGAACGAUUACCUUUAUUAGAACAAUUCGAAAUCAAUCUACAUUUGGUAAACGCAUAUUCUACCGAUAUAUGUGAAAUAACAGCGUCAUUUGAAAGUUCAUUUUAUGUUUCGAAAAAUUGGAAUAUUGUUUGUGAAUCGAAGCCGGAUUCAAAUGAUUUUCAUAUUUAUUCAGUACCUUCAGUAUCAUAUACAGAUUUACAUACAACAACAGAUAGUCUUGUUUCUUCAGCUGUUUUACCUGUUGAUGAUCCAUAUACUAAUAUCAGCUAUAUCAAAUUAAUUAUGACAUCGAAUUGGCCAUUAGUAACAAGAUUUUUUCCUAAUAUUAAAUCACUUGAAUUAGUUCAAGAAGAUCAUUCGAAAAUGAUUCCAACUCAUUCUAUAUUGUCAUAUUUAAAUAAAUCGAUGUUUUUAUCGAAAAUUCGUAAAUUAAUAUUACCGUAUCCAUGUCAUUUCGACGAUACACUUCUACGUAGCCUUUUACAACAAAGUGCUCCAUACAUUGAUAAUCUUGAUAUACCUUGUGAUUAUUUAAUUCGUUUAAUAAAGAUAGAUCUAUUACAAUUACCAUUAUCGAUACGUAUUCUUACUCUUCGUGGUGAUUAUCUUUCGUUAGAUGAUCUAGAUAUUUUCAUUGAUUUCUUUAAAGUUAAUUUAAAUUGUUUAUCAUUAUAUCUACAAAACAAUAAUUCCUUACCGGAAACAAUACAAAUAGUUUUAGAUCGAUGUCAAUUUUUAUAUAGUCUUCUUGUAUUAACAAAUGAUCCUGUAUCGAUGUUAAUUCAUGUACAACUUUGCGAAUUGAUUCAACAGCGAUCACAAGCUAGUGCUGAACUUCGACCAACUAGUAUUCGAAUUUGGAAUAAAUAA
Rotaria socialis is the source of this 1692-nucleotide messenger RNA. The record is from the annotation of a GenBank genome assembly. Lineage: Eukaryota; Metazoa; Rotifera; Eurotatoria; Philodinida; Philodinidae.